AUGACAAAGGCUCUAAGAGAAACUACUGAUGUUCUCUCCACUGGCAUGCACCGCGGCCUCCUUGUCAGGCCCACCAACUCCAAGGCCAAGAGGGCCACCGGCAGCUUCAAAUUGGUUCCCAAGCAUAAAAGGAAAGUUCAACCCAGGAAGACCUCCACCAUGACUGCCCCCAGGAGACCCAUCGAGGGCAAGAAGAAGGUCCCCAAGAAGCCAAAGGAGGCAAAGAAGGACAAGGUGAAAAGGGGACCCAGGAAGCCAGGAGAGGUGAGGACUGCUCCUCCCAAACCAGGUGGUGAGACCCACAGGAAAACAAAAGCUGGGAGUCGGAAUUCAAAAUCCACCAUCCCCAAGGGCAAGAAUGGUGCUGCUUCUCCAGCCAAGAAGGAAAACCGUGUCCCUAAAGAAGUCGUUGCCCAUGCGGCCAAGGAGGGACCUAAAGCCAAGGCUGCUGCUCCUCCGAAUGGUGGCAGGUCUAAGAUGCUGCCUGAACACCUGGCCAGGAAGACAGAGGCCCCCAGGGGCCCUAGGAGGGCUGGCAUGCCCAUCAAGGCCUCCUCAUCCAAACUGGCCAGUAGGAAGGCAGAGACUGAGAGCUAG
Canis lupus familiaris (dog) is the source of this 597-nucleotide messenger RNA. Its product is annotated as histone H1.8-like. Lineage: Eukaryota; Metazoa; Chordata; Mammalia; Carnivora; Canidae. The transcript is spliced from 2 exons. The record is from RefSeq and is a predicted model, not a curated record. Bases 1 to 597 code for a protein of 198 amino acids.